Messenger RNA from Lytechinus pictus (painted urchin), 6710 nucleotides. RefSeq lists its product as uncharacterized. The record is from RefSeq and is a predicted model, not a curated record. The coding region runs from base 4246 to 5304 and encodes 352 amino acids. The transcript has a single exon. Lineage: Eukaryota; Metazoa; Echinodermata; Echinoidea; Temnopleuroida; Toxopneustidae.
GAUUACCGGGCAUCACCGACGCAAGCAAAAAAAUAUCAUCCACAUCUCCUGACACCCAAGACUCUGGACUGAUAACAUCCCCACAUAUUAAGAAUAAUAUAAAGGAAUGGCUGCCUGAUGCAAAGAACUUGCUACCUAAUUAUUUUACUACGCUAGAAAAGAGACCGGAUAAAAAUAGAUUCACUGACGGUAUCCUUGUGUACUUACAUCUCAAUAAAGCAGCAGGAACCACAACUAAAGAUUGCCUGUUUCAAGUUGCGUCUAACCGCUCCGUUCCAGGACUAGUCAAACAGGUGAAGCAAGCAAGAGAGGAGAUAGAAAAAGACAUAGAAACUGGAACAAAAUAUAGCAUUCUAAUGGGCGAUUAUACGUUUGGGAUAUGUGAUGCAUUCAGCAAUAAAAGCUGUUCUUAUUUUACUGUCUUGAGAGAUCCAUACGAAAGGCUUGUAUCGUCGUUUGCAUACUGCAGAAGGGCCAAAGAUCAGUUAUGCGAAGGACUAGAUCCCUGGAACGCAACCCUCAAAGAGUGGGCCAUCCAUCAAGGCAGUUAUUUUUUCAGACAGCUGAUGGUGAAACCAUGGUUCUGCGGUGAAAACCCUGAAUAUGCAAAGCUGGGCUUGGGAAAGAUACAUCACAGCAACGGAACCACCUUUUCACGUUCACCAUGCUGGUUCAAGCAAAAGGUUAUUCUUAAUCAUUCUCUGACACAAGCCAACAUGGACAAAAUUCUUGACUACUGUGUCAGUAAUCUGGAAAAAUGGUUUUCUGUUAUUGGACUGGUCAAACACUAUGACCUUACUCUCGCAAUGCUUGAAAAGGUUUACCAAUUACCUUUCCCUAAGAAAUGUUCAGGCCAAAAAAAAAACAAGUCAAACUAUAGAACAUUAACAAAUAGAAUAAUCAAAGGGGAAAACACAACUCAAACUAUUUCUAUCUCUAUCAAAAAAAUUAAAGAUGAUCCAGAUGUGAUUUAUGCUCUCCGACAUGAUAUAGCGUUAUAUAAAAAGGCUGAAGAGAUUUUCGAGCGCCAAAAAAGGUCAUUUAUUACAGGGACCCUACCCGUUACCUACAAUGUGUAACAGGAUAUCCGAACAGUUUACUGACCAUGCAGUCGCUUUGGAAGGAGAUCUACAUGUAUAUGACGUUUUGGAGAAUGACGGUGUGCCUGCCACCGAGAUGUUGAGAGUUGAGCAUCAAUUGGUGGUCUCAAGUUUAUUUUUGAUUAUUGGUACUAGCUCGGCUUGAAUCUGAUAAGAUCCAAAUGCGACUGCAUGUGAAAUAAAUAAACAAACUAGUACGAUGUUUUCUUAAUAGGUAAAAAUAAUUUCGAAUCUGUAGCAUCAUACAGAUUAUCAAGAAUGAUAAAUUCUCUGAAGUAUUGUUAAAAUCUUUGACAGUUCAAAUCUGUUUUUUGUAGAACAUAUUUUAUUCAACAAUAUCAAAAUCUUUAAUAAUUACAUUUUGGUUAACGGUUUGACCUUUAAACAUUUUGAAACAAAUGAUAAAGGUAAGAAUAUAAAAAAGAAAAAUAGUUUAUAAAAAAUGGCAUUAUAAUUAAAAAAUCAAGAAUCAUUUCCUUGUUUCAUUUGCAAGUCAUCCCUAUAGCAAGGCCGAUGAAUUGAAACGAUUCUUUUAUCAAUUUGAAAAAUAAAAUGACGGGGAAUUCGAAACCCUUGAUGAUCCAUAUUCUUGUCGACCGACGCAAAGGGCAAGGACAGAGACAAUUAGUGAAUCAAUAAAGCAAGUCAAUCCACGCAAAGCGAGUGGUCCUGAUUAUGUCACUGGGAAGUUUCUCAAAUAAUGCACUCAUCAGCUUGCAGCCCCGUAUAAUACAUUGUUACAUUGUUAAAAAAGUCGCUGAUAAUGCACACCGUCCUUGAUUUGUGGAAGUCCGCCGUCAUUGCUCCCGACGCUAAGAAACUAAGAGAAAGAGUGAUUAUCGCUCGGUUACCGUGACGUCGAUAUUUAUGAAGUUAUAGGGAUUGCCAGAUGUAUGAUGAUAACUUAUGCAUUUUUAGAUGUUUAGCUCUAUUUCAAGGUGCUAAUUCUCAUGGUCUUGAAACUACAGCUAAAAGAUUAUUUAAACAGUAUGUGCCUCACAUACAAAAUUCAGAUUUUGAAGGAAUAGAUCUAAGCAAAUUGGAAAAAGUCGAAGAAUUCUUCAAGAUUAAAAUCAUGGUGUACGAAUUACAGCCAGUCGAAUGUACCAACGGUGAUAAUAUUCCUCUUGAAAAUGAAGGUGAAUUGGUAAAUAGUGAAAGUACAGUUGCUGCUAAGCUCGUGAGACGAGGACUGGACAAGUUUCCGGAAACAAUGUAUGUCAAUCUAUAUGAAAACCAUUUUAGUUUCAUCUCAGAUAUUGACAGAUAUUGUCAAAACUAUCAAUGUCGUACAUGUGACAAACUAUGAAAAACCCGUAAAUCACUUCAUCGACACGAGAAAAUAUGUACUUCUACAGCCACCAAGCAUAUUUUCCCCACGGGCAGGGCUACAUUCCAUAACCCUUUGACCAUAUGGGAAGAGCUGGCUGAGGAAGACAUCUCUGUCGAAGAAGAACGGCGCUACUUUCCAUACUUUGCCACAUUUGACAUGGAAUCCUAUCUCGAGAAGAUUGACAAUAAUAUAGAUACCAACAAUGCUCCAACUGAAAAACUAAUGUUUACCUCAAGACACAUCCCUAUGAGCAUGAGUAUCAACUCAAAUAUUCCUGGGUACACAGAACCAUACUGCCAAGUGUCUGAUGGAGACUGCCAAAAAUUAAUUGAUGACUCGAUAUUGUACCUCCUGCUCUCUCCUAGAAUCUUCUUACCAGGAUGUGAUUGAAAAAUUAGAUGAAACAAUACAAGAAUACGAGAGUUGGCAGAAGGCAAACAAUGAAACGCCUCACAAAGCUACACAUCUUCAGAGAUUGAAGAAGCGUUUCAUGAACCAUAUCAUAGAACUCCCUGUGGUUGGGUCCAAUUCCGGGAGGUAUGAUAUCAAUGCCAUCAAACAAUACCUCUAUCCUUCACUUCUACAGUUUGAUUCUGUUGAUUACGUCAUCAAGCGGAACCAUAAUCAUAUGGCUCUAAAAUCAAAGCACCUUCAGUUUCUUGAUAUUUCUAACUUUCUUGCACCUGGCUUUUCAUACGCAGCCUUUCUUAAAGCAUAUGACUGUGAACAAAUGAAAGGUUUCUUUCCUCACGGGUGGGUAGAUUGUCUGGAAAAACUCAAAAUACCUGAACUUCCCCUUAUUGAAACUUUCAGCAACAAUCUCAAUCAUACUGCUUUAUCACAAGACCAAUAUUAAUACUGUCAGCGAAUCUGGAAAGAGAAUAACAUGAGAAGUCUAAGAGAUUAUCUAAUAUGGUACAAUAACCUCGAUGUUACACCGUUCAUUGAGGCGGUAGAGAAAAUGCGCGAUUUUUACAAGAAUCUUAAAAUCGAUCUGUUCAAAGAUGGUAUUUCUGUACCUGGACUCACCAUAAAAUACCUCAUGAAGUGUAGUCCAGAUACAAAUUUCAGCGUAAUCUCUGAGAAAGACAAGGAUCUUUAUUAUACUUUCCGCGAUAAUCUGGUAGGAGGUCCAUCCAUUAUAUUUCAUAGGUAUCAUGAACGUGGUGAAACAACGAUUCGUGGGGGCAAGCCAUGUGAAAAGCUCAUAUGUUUCGAUGCAAAUGCCUUGUACCUGCAUGCAAUAAUGCAAAAUAUGCCAACAGGGCACUUUGUCAGACGAAGGGCAGAUAAUGAUUUCAAGCCUGAAAAUAGGCAUCCAAUCGCUCAAGAAUGGCUUCAAUAUCAAGUUUCCUCUCUACAGAUCCCUAUCCGACAUGCAGGUAAUCAUUCAAAAAAGAGAGUUGGUCCCCUUCAGCUCCCUGUCGAUGUUUUUUGUGCUCAAACUAAACAGGUAUUUGAAUUCCAUGGAUGUUACUUCCAUGGACAUUCAUGCCAUCUGAAUAAAGACCAGACCAAAAAUACGAAGCUUGGGAAGUCUAUGGCAGACUUACUCAAAAAGACUCAAGAGAAACAAGAAUAUGUAGAAGGGUUGUGAUACGAAUACAUCUCCAUCUGGGAAUGCCAAUAUAAAAAAAUGCGUAAAACUGAUCCCAAGCUCAGUGCAUUUCUUACAAAGACUUUCCCCUCCUAAAUACCGUCAAGGGAUUAACCCAAGACAACCUUCUCUCUGCUAUUCAUCAUGGUGCCCUGUUUGGGUUUGUACAGUGUGAUAUUAAGGUCCCUGAUCAUCUCAGGGAAAACUUCUCUGAAAUGUGUCCUAUUUUCAAAAAUGUGGAUAUAUCUAGAGGAGAUAUCGGAGAUGUGAUGGGAUUCUAUGCCAAGGAACAUGGUAUCAUGAAAACUCCAAGGCGUAGUCUGAUCGGUAGUAUGUUUGGUAAGAACAUUCUGCUCUACACACCACUUCUAAGAUGGUACGUAAACCAUGGAUUGGUGGUCAGCAAGAUCCACCGAUUCAUUGAGUACAAACCAGUUGCCUGCUUCAAGCACUUUGGUGAAAGCGUUUCAAAAGCUCGACGCAAAGGUGAUGUUGAUCCCUCGAAGAGCAUUAUCGCCGACACCAUGAAGCUGAAAUGCAAUUCGUCUUACGACAAGACGAUUACUAAUAAGGAAAUACAUCGAAAUGUUAAUGUCUGUGAUGAGGCUAAAGCCCAGAAACAUGUCAACAAUACCCUUUUCAGGGAUCUAAACCCAAUCUCUGACAAUUGCUAUGAAGUUGAUAUGGCUAAACGAAAGGUCAAUAUGGACCUGCCAGUUCAGAUUAGUCAUGCUGUAUACCAGUUGGCCAAACUGCGCAUGCUACAGUUCUAUUAUGACUUUCUGCUAAAAUAUGUUGAGCCAUCCGAUUUUCAAAUGUGUGAAAUGGACACAGAUUCCGCUUACAUCGCCAUUUCAUCCGAUUCUUUCGAUGACAUAAUCAAACCAUGUAUGAGGGAAAGAUACGAAAAAGACAAAGCCAACUGGUUCCCUCGAAAUGAUACCCUGGAGAAUGCUCGAUAUGAUAAGAGAACUCAUGGGUUGUUCAAAGUAGAGUGGAAAGGCGAUGGAAUCAUAGCCCUCUGCAGUAAAACUUAUUAUUGCUUUGGUGCUACUGACAAAUUCAGCUGCAAGGGUGUUAAUAACAAGCAAAAUAACAUAACAAAAGAUGUGUACUUGAACGUUCUUCGUUCACAAGUUGCUGGGAGUGGUGUAAACAAAGGUUUUCGCGUUGUCCAAAAUGGAAUCUCCACCUACUCUCAAAUAAAGAAUGCAUUCACCUAUUUCUAUCCAAAAAGAAAAGUAUUGGAUGAUAAUGUAUCCACUACCUACUAAGAUAUCUGACAUUUGCAAUUUUUAUUCCAUCCAAACUUUCUAUCAGAACAUUCCCUCUUCAAUGCAUUGAAUUUAAAAGUUAGCUGUGAUAUAUCCGUGUCAAAUUCAUACAUUUUGGAAAAUAACCUGCAAAAAAAAUUUCCUUUGGUAAACUAUUUGUAUACCAUGUUAGUUGAGAGUAAUCCUGUGGAUUAGGAAUUAUGUAUAAAAGGUAAUGGUGUUCAAAUCAAAAUUUUAUUGAUUUUUGUGGUACAUUUACACACUCUUUAAUUGGAGCAAUUGUUUUUUAACAAUUCUUUUCAACAAUAUGAAUUCACAAUUGCUGAAGUAAAAGUAACUUUUACGAAAUGUUGCACACUUUGCUUUCACAAUCUGUUUUCAAUAAUGUAUAUUGAGUUCACAAUUAUUAGAAUACAAUUUACUUUCACAAAAUAUAAUAAACCCCUUUGCAACAAUUUGCUUUCAUCCAUUUGAAAUAAGAGAAUGGUCUUAAGAAUAUUUCAUUAUUGUAUCAAACCUGACGAUGUACUUUGUUGUUGUUGAAUAUAGCAUAAUGUUAUAUUUUUGUAUUACAAUCCGAGUUGACUUGUAUUUUGAUUCAGAUAAUCAUAUGUACCUUAAAAUGUACAUGUACCAUGUAUACGUUGGUAUUUCACAGAUUUAUGGAUGUAAACGAAACAUCAUCUGAUAGUUAAUUGCAUUCAGUAAAGUUUGUUUAAAAGAUGUAUUGAAUAUUUGGGGAUGUUACCAAGAACAUGUUUAGUGAAAAAUCAUAACGGUGAAUUCAUCAUUGAUAUAGUUACAUGCUAUUCUUGUAUAUGCAACAUAAGAAACAACACAUAUUUCUUUUCACAGUAUAAAGUUUUGUAAAUAUUUACCUAUUAGUUUUACACUUUUAAAAUACUGUAUGAAAUGUAGUAGAGUGAUAGUCAUUAUACAAUCCUCUUUUAUAUGAUUCGAAUUGCGAUUGCUUUAAUUGAAAAUGUAUUCUCGUUUGUACUUCUCGUCUCUAAAGUAAAAAAAAAAGAAGAAAUUAAGUUAGGCUUUGACUUUGUCCGUAAUAUUGUAAAAACAACCAACGUGUAAUUUGAUUUUGUUAUCCUGUUUGGUACUGUUUAAAAUUGCAAACAUGAUAAAGUCAUGAAAUUUACUUUAAGAAGGUAUGAAUUACAUUUUUUUUUUUUUUUCAUUUCAGUGUACAUACAUUUAUUUUAAUCAUUAUGAUACAUUAUUUGUAAAAAAAAAAAAAAAAAAAAGAUACAGCAAAGUGUAAUUGUGCAAGAUCAUAAUCUGCAGGUCAAUAUAACUAUAUCUAAAUUACAUAUUAUUUGUGUUCCAUCUAUCAAUAUGUAUAUAUUGUUUUGUUCAUGUAAUUAUGGUGUGAUAAAAAUAUAAUAAAUUUACAU